Molecule: messenger RNA, 7947 nt
Organism: Ceutorhynchus assimilis (cabbage seed weevil)
Lineage: Eukaryota; Metazoa; Arthropoda; Insecta; Coleoptera; Curculionidae
Source: the annotation of a GenBank genome assembly
CUUUAACCAUUUCUAGACAAAUUCGUCUUUUUAGCAGUGAAAAAGUGCUCCUCAGGUAGUUUGAGUAGUUUCAAUGAACUAGGAUAUAACUUUCAUUGUUUCUGGUGAAACAAAAUUAACGUACCAUAAUGGGAGACGAGACUCCAACCAGCGAGACGCCUGUUCUUAUGGAAACUAUAACAAAGAAGAAGAAAGAUGAUGAAACUCCAGCUAAUGGACCACCACCUUUAAUAACAAUAAUUAAGAAAAAAAAAGAUGAGAAACAUCGAAAGAGAGAUCCCCGUUCAUUGGAAAACAUAAUAAAGAACACUGCUAACAUGUCCCUUGAUGAAAAGGAACAAUAUUUGGAAACCAUGUACAAUGAACUGUACAUGGAAAACAGAACCACAACUAUGGCUUUGAAAACCAGAGAAAAGCAAUAUGCGCAGUUUAUAAAGGAGCAUGAAAAAGAUAGGGCAGAAUUGGCUAAAAGUAUUCUGGCUAAGGGACAACUGGAAAGCUUGUGCAGGGAACUACAAAAACAAAACAAGUUGAUAAAGGAAGAGAAUGUAGCUCGAAUUAAAGAAGAGGAGGAUAGACGUAGGGAAGUAGCGAGCACAUUCACCGAUCGUCUCAACGCCCUCACCAGUCUCAUUAAUGAAAGUAAAGACAAGUCGCUCAAAGUUAAAGAAGAAAAUCAAAAUAUGAGUCAAAGGUUAACUGAACUCUAUGAGCAAUAUCAGCAUCGCGAAAACCAUUUAGAAACCAUCACUAGACAGUUAGAUCUACAGAAACAGCUCUCAGAGACUCAAGCAAAAAAAAUGCUCAUUGAACAUGAAGCCGAAAAACAAGAACUGUUUGCCCGGCAAAGAGCCUUGGAGCUUCAAAUUGAGCCAUACGAAAGGGAGAUUCAGUUACUCCAGGAAAACAACAGGAGCCUUGAAGCCCAAGUUGAUAUAUACAAAAGCCAAUAUACAGACUUUGAAACAACUAUGACCGACAGCAACAAGGUAUUUGAGGCCUUUAAAACAAAGAUGUCGAAAAUGAGUAAACAACUUCGUACUCUUGAAACAGAAAGAAAUGAUUUGAAGGAGCGCUGGCAGUCUAGUGUUAAUUCCUUAGUUACUCUAUCCGAGCAACACAUGAAAUUGUCCAACGAGCAAAGUGCCCUGAAAAAAAAUGUACUGAUGCUACAGAAACUGUGUAGACAGCUCCAGGAAGAAAGGAGUGCAUUUUUGAAACAACUUAAGGAUAACAACAUCGAACCUCAACUUAUUAUUAUAGAAGAGGAUGGAAAGAGUCAAGAAAACAACGUCAAAAAAGAAACAGAUAUAGAUGAAGUUGAAGGCAAAGUUCAGGAUGGUUGCAGAGCUAAAUAAAAAAUGAAGUGCUAGCAAUACACCUGAUGAAAAUGUUGAGCAAUGAAGGGAUCAUCUCAAAAAGCCAGCCUCAACUUUGUGACCUAUUGGUAGGAUUAUUAAAUUUCUGAAAAAAAGUUGUGGUUUUUUUAUUCACACUAUUGCGUUUCUGUAAGGUGUAUUUCUUUUAAGACAAAAGAAGUACACAGGGAAUUAAAAAAAAAAGCCAGUAGGUAUUAAAGAAAAGCAACACGAAUAACACAAAGGCAUAUUAGAAAAUAAUUUAUUUAGAAAAGAAAAAUACAUUUUGAUUCAAUCAAGUGUGGUUUUUAUAAUUUAUUUUUGAUGUAAAGAUAAAGCUUAAAAAAAUGAUUUAGGCCCCGUUUAUUCACGUACUGAUAAACUGUUAGGUAAUGCAACUUGACACAUGAAAACGCAAUGUAUAAUCCUGUUGGUCGGCUAGUUAUCCGCCGACCAAUAGGAUUAUAGAUUGGUGAAUUUAUCCUGUAUUAACCAGUAAGUUUAUCUCGAGAUGAAUUUGGAUAUUUGCUCUUGGGAUCAUUUACCUAUCUCUGCCACCAUCAAAUUACCUACACCUGUAGAACCUACUUCAUUAGAAGUUUCUGUCCCAAGUGUUGAAACCUGUGUUUAAAAAUCUUUUUAGUUUCAUAAACUCGAUUAUUGCGGGAUUUCUCUAGAAGUUUUGCGAAAUUUGUGAUUGAACUCUUAGAUUAAACUGGCCUAUAGUGUCCUUAGAAUUAACCUUAUGAAUUGGUGUUACAAUCUUGUUACAAUUGAUAUUUUAAAUUAGGCCGGGAAUUUCAUUUUCCAAUAUGAAAUUGAGCAGGUGCAAUAGUGCGCCGGUUAUCUCGGCUUGUGCUCUUUUAUGAUUCCUGCACUAAUGUCAUGCCCAGGGGAGCUGUUAUUUUUUAAACUCGCUUCAUUUUUAAUCAAGUCCUGUUUUGUCACAGGUCUUAGAUAUUUGGAAUUGCUCAUGGAUAUUUCUCUGGUACAAGGUGUUUGCGGUUGCGGGAUUUCUUUUUCCAUUUCUAUUCUUACAUUGAUAAAACAAUCAUUGCAAAAAUUGAACAUUUCCUAAUCAUCAAUAAGUUCUUGCCCGCUGCUGUCCUUGAUAUUAUUUAACCAAUUGCAAAAGCCUUUAUGGGAAAAAUGAGGAGAAACAAAUUUUAAUGCAAUUCAGAUACUACAAAGACAAUGUAGCACAUGAACAAUGAUAAGACAGACCAAUACAGAAACCUUAUAUGUAUAGGGAAUUCAAAAUUUCAAAACUUGAUAAAAUAUUGGAAGUGGAACAAAUUAAACUUUUAUACAGGAUCAUUAAUAAAACACAAAAGUCUAACCUUGCGUUCGGUAUUUUGCUCAAAGUGUAGAGCGAGCUGAGCGGAGCCGUAAUCACGUGACCAGCGAGCGAACGGAGCAGUUGAACGCUGUAUAAAAGUACCGGAAAUUUUAAUAAACGAACGCGAAUGAGGCUGCACCUAGUACACUUUUUAAAUAAACGAACGGUAAAGUCAAGCUCGGAGAACUCAGACCAAAAUAACGAACGCACGGUAAUAUAAAUUUUAUAAAACAAGAAACAAGUAAAAUAAAAUUGAGAUAUUAUAUGUAUUAUGGAACUAUAUAAUAUAAUAUUAUUAUAGAAUCCGUCUAACUGUGUAACAUUUUUAAUUCUAGUAUUCUGAAGCUUCAGGCACAGGCACUGAUUAGAGUCAUUACAGAAUUAUUUAUUUGUAAUUAUAAUGAAUAUAAAGUAAUAAAUAACAAAUUAUUUUAAAAUAAAGGUAUAGGUAAUAAACUAAUAAAUAACAAUAUAACUAAUAAACAGUAAUUGAGCUGGUAAAUAGAAAAUAUAUGGUUUGAAAAAGUAAAUUAAAAUUUUUCUCGAUUUUCAUUAUAUUUAUUGACAAUAGUUACAUGUUAAACUACUUUGUAGUUUCAUCAGCAAUGGGAAGUUUAAAUCCUGAUAUGAGCCAGAGGCAGAAUAGAAAAUAAUUAGAAAAUUCCACACACAAAAUGUUUACAAAUAGUAAUUUCAGUGGGUGGAUAUAAAAUCCAUGGUAAGAGAACGUUAAUUAAAACUUUACUCCAUUUUCAUUAUAUUUAUUGACAACAGUUGUACACUGUAGCUUCAUUAGACAAUGGACUUUCAACCAUCAAAGGCGAAACCUAAUUUGAUUUUAGAAUCCGCGCUUGCGGAGCUAGUUUAUUUGAGGGCGAACCAGGGGAAGAUUUAAUCCAGCUAUGAGCCAAAGGCAGAAGAGGAAAAUAUGUAAAAAAUUCCACAUAAAGAAUCUUUACGAGAUUUUCCUUUGAAGUUGAACCUGAAGAGGCCUUCAACCAUUAAAGGUGAAACCUCAUUUGACUUUAGAGUCGAUUGUGCUUGCGUAUCUAGUUUGUUUGAGGGUGGACAAGGGGAAGAACUGAAAAACUGUUUCGAAGAUUCAGUCAUCCUUGGUCAUGGUAACCUAAUAGGUUUUGGUUGUAUCAGUUUUGUUUGAGUAGGAGGAUAUAAAAUCCAUGGUUAGCAAAACGUAAAUUUAAAUUUUACUUGAUUUUAAUUAUAUUUAUUGACAGCAGUUACAUGUUGAACUACUUUGUAGUUUCAUCAGCAAUGGAAAGUUCAAAUCCUGAUAUGAGCCAGAGGCAGAAUAGAAAAUAAUUAGAAAAUUCCACACACAAAAUGUUAACAAAUAGUAAUUUCAGUAGGUGGAUAUAAAAUCCAUGGUAAGAAAACGUUAAUUAAAAUUUUACUUCAUUUUCAUUAUAUUCAUUGACAACAGUUGUACACUGUAUUCAUUAGACAAUGGACUUUCAACCAUUAAAGGCGAAGCCUAAUUUGAGUUUAGAAUCCGUGCUUGCGGAGCUAGUUUGUUUGAGGGCGGACCAGGGGAAGAUUUAAUCCAGCUAUGAGCCAAAGGCAGAAGAGGAAAAUAUGUAGAAAAUUCCACACAAAGAAUCUUUACGAGAUUUUCCUUUGAAGUUGGAGCCUGAAAAAGCCUUCAACGAUUAAAGGUGGAACCUAAUUUGACUUUAGAGUCGAUUGUGCUUACGUAUCUAGUUUGUUUGAGGGUGGACAAGGGGAAGAACUGAAAAACUGUUUCGAAGAUUCAGUCAUCCUUGGUCAUGGUAACUUAAUAAGUUUUGGUUGUAUCAGUUUUGUUUGUAGGAUAUAAAAUCCAUGGUUAGAAAACGUAAAUUCAGAUUUAACGUGAUUUUCAUUAUAUUUAUUGACAACAGUUGCACACUGUAGCUUCAUUAGAAAAUGGACUUUCAACCAUUAAAGGCGAAACCAAAUUUGAUUUUAGAAUCCGUGCUUGCGGAGCUAGUUUGUUUGAGGGCGGACCAGGGGAAGAUUUAAUCCAGCUAUGAGCCAAAGGCAGAAGAGGAAAAUAUGUAAAAAAUUGCACACAAAGAAUCUUUACGAGAUUUUCCUUCGAAGUUGGAGCCUGAAGAAGCCUUCAACCAUUAAAGGUGAAAGCUAAUUUGUCUUUAGAGUCGAUUGUGCUGGCGUAUCUAGUUUGUUUGAGGGUGAACAAGGAGAAGAACUGAAAAACUAUUUCGAAGAUUCAGUCAUCCUUGGUCAUGGUAACUUAAUAAGUUUUGAUUGUAUCAGUUUUGUUUGAGUAGGAGGAUAUAAAAUCCAUGGAUAGAAAACGUAAAUUUUGAUUUUACUUGAUUUUCAUUCUAUUUAUUAACAACAGUUACAUGUUAAACUACUUUGUAUUUCCAUUAGUAAUGGAAAGUUUAAAUCCUGAUAUGAGCCAGAGGCAGAAUAGAAAAUAAUUAGAAAAUUCCACACAAAAUGUUCACAAAUAGUAAUUUCAGUAGGUGGAUAUAAAAUCCAUGGUAAGAAAACGUUAAUUAUAAUUUUACUUCAUUUUCAUUAUAUUCAUUGACAACAGUUGUACACUGUAUUCAUUAGACAAUGGACUUUCAACCAUUAAAGGCGAAACCUAAUUUGAUUUUAGAAUCCGUGCUUGCGGAGCUAGUUUGUUUGAGGGCGGACCAGGGGAAGAUUUAAUCCAGCUAUGAGCCAAAGGCAGAAGAGGAAAAUAUGUAAAAAAAUUCCACAUAAAGAAUCUUUACGAGAUUUUCCUUUGAAGUUGGAGCCUGAAAAAGGCUUCAACGAUUAAAGGUGAAACCUAAUUUACUUUAGCGUUGAUUGUGCUUGCGUAUCUAGUUUGUUUGAGGGUGGACAAGGGGAAGAACUGAAAAACUGUUUGGAAGAUUCAGUCAUCCUUGGUCAUGGUAACUUAAUAAGUUUUGGUUGUAUCAGUUUUGUUUGAGUAGGAGGAUAUAAAAUCCAUGGUUAGAAAACGUAAAUUCAGAUUUCACGUGAUUUUCAUAAUAUUUAUUGACAACAGUUGCACACUGUAGCUUCAUUUGACAAUGGACUUUCAACCAUUAAAGGCGAAACCAAAUUUGAUUUUAGAAUCCGUGCUUGCGGAGCUAGUUUGUUUGAGGGCGGACCAGGGGAAGAUUUAAUCCAGCUAUGAGCCAAAGGCAGAAGAGGAAAAUAUGUCAAAAAUUCCACAUAAAGAAUCUUUACUAGAUUUUCCUUUGAAGUUGGAGCCUGAAGAGGCCGUCAACCAUUAAAGGUGAAACCUAAUUUGAGUUUAGAGUCAAUUGUACUUGCAUAUCUAGUUUGUUUGAGGGUGGACAAGGGGAAGAACUGAAAAACUGUUUCGAAGGUUCAGUCAUCCUUGGUCAUGGUAACCUAAUAAGUUUUGGUUGUAUCAGUUUUGUUUGAGUAGGAGGAUAUAAAAUUCAUGGUUAGAAAACGUAAAUUUAAAUUUUACUCGAUUUUCAUUAUAUUUAUUGACAGCAGUUACAUGUUGAACUACUUUGUAGUUUCAUCAGCAAUGGAAAGUUUAAAUCCUGAUAUGAGCCAGAGGCAGAAUAGAAAAUAAUUAGAAAAUUCCACACAGAAAAUGUUUACAAAUAGUAAUUUCAGUAGUUGGAUAUAAAAUCUAUGGUAAGAGAACGUUAAUUAAAACUUUUCUCCAUUUUCAUUAUAUUUAUUGACAGUUGUACACUGUAGCUUCAUUAGACGAUGAUCGACUUUCAACCAUCAAAGGCGAAACCUAAUUUGAUUUUAGAAUCCGUGCUUGCGGAGCUAGUUUGUUUGAGGGCGGACCAGGGGAAGAUUUAAUCCAGCUAUGAGCCAAAGGCAAAAGAGGAAAAUAUGUAAAAAACUCCACACAAAGAAUCUUUACGAGAUUUUCCUUUGAAGUUAAAGGCUGGAGAAGCCUUCACCCAUUAAAAACAAGACCUAAUUUGAUUUUAUAGUCGAUUGUGCUUGCCGAUCUAGUUUGUGUGAGAGCGGAGAAGGGGAAGAACUGGAAACUGUUCCGAACAUUCAGUCAUCCUUGGUCAUGCUAACUUAAUAAGUUUUGGUUGUAUCGACAAUGGAAAGAUUUAAUCCAGAUAUGAGCCAAAGGCAGAAGAGGAAAAUAAGUAAAAAAUUCCACACUAAGAAUCUUUAAGAUAUUUUUUCAGUUUUUAUUUUUUUUAGUUUAUAGUUAUAAAAAAAGAGGUUUGUAUGAAAUAUACCUACAUUGUCUAAUCAAUACUUUUUAUGGGUACAUUAAGGGGUAGACACAAUGUCAAGUGGCCUCUGGACAUUUGUGACUGUUUAAAUGUAAUGAUAUACAUAGUAAUGAUACUAGAUCUCAAGAAAAUAUUUAUCAGAUUGAGUAACAACAAAAAUAGGUUCAAAUAAUUGAGUUAACACAAGCGAGUGAAGUAUACAAUCUGAAAAUAUUAGAAAUAUUAAAAAAAUAAUAAAUUAAAUAUAAUAUAUAGUAUUCUAGAGCUUCAGCCACUAAUUAGAGAGUUAUUUUAUUUGUGGUCAACAGUUACAAUAUGUUUGAAUACUCUCUGUAGCUUCAUGCUACAUCAGCAAUGGAAAGUUUUAAUCCGGAUAUAAGCCAGAGGCAGAAUAGAUAAAUAAUUGAAAAAUUCUACAUACAAAGAAUCUUUACAAACAGUAAGUUGAGUAGGUGGAUAUAAAAUCCAUGGUUAAAAAACGUAAAUUAAAAUUUUAACUUUUUUUCAUUUCAUUAUAUUUAUUGACAGCAGUUGUAGACUGCGGCUUCAUUGAACAAUGGAAAGUUUCAAUCCAGAUAUGAGCCAAAGGCGGAACAGGAGAAUGAGUACAAAAUUCCAUACAAAGAAUCAUUACCGAGAUUUUCCUUUGAAGUUGGAGGCUGGAAAAGCCUUCAACCAUUAAAGGCGACAUCGAUAUUUGAUUUUAGAGUCGAUUGUGCAUGGGCAUCUAGUUUGUUUGAGGGCGGACAAGGGGAAGAAACCGUUCCGAAGAUUCAGUCAUAACUUAAUAAGUUUUGGUUGUAUCGACAAUGGAAAGAUUCAAUCCAGAUAUGAGCCGAAGGCAGAAUAGUAGAAUAAGUGAAAAAUUCCACACUAAGAGUCUUUAGGAGAUUUUUUCAGUUUAUAUUUUUUUAGUUAAUACUUAUAAAAAAAAAGAGGUUUGUGUGAUAUAAACAUUGUCUAAUCAAUAUUUUUUAUGGGUACAUCAAGAGGUAGACACAAUGUCAAGUAGCCUCUAGACAUUUGUGACUGUUUAAAU